AUGGCAACGUGUCGUUCGAGACCCUCCAAGAGGCCUUUGGGCCACAAUCCCUCGGGAUUUUGGUGGUGGGGGCUUCCUGAGAAUUUUGCCCAGCUGAGACUCCAGGCUCUUUCUUACUCGUCUUACUUGGGCAAUUUAUCGCCUAAAGCUCUCGAGCAACUCGAAAACUCCAAGGCCAAAUAUCUAACGGGCUGGUCCCUGGGCAAGGAGACGCUCAAAAAUGGCCAGGUUGACACGUUCAAGGGCUCGUAUUACGCCAACUGCGCCUUCUACGUUGAUCCCUCGCUAGACUGCGCCAAACCCACGCCAGAGUUCUCCGAGGCAACAUUUCCGGAAUACCUCUCGCCCAAUCUGUGGCCGAGCGAGGAGACGCUCCCCGGCUUCAAGCCCAGCUUGGAAAACCUGUGCAGGCUGAUUAUCGACGUCGCCGUUCUCGUGGCGCGGGCGUGCGACCGAUUCGCGGAAAAGGAGAUCCAGGACUAUCCCAAAGGAUACCUCGAGCACGUCGUGAGCACUUCCAACACGACCAAGGCCCGCCUCUUGCAUUAUUUCCCACAGACGGAGGACACGGCGCAAGAGCAAGACGGCGGGGACGGGGACGACUGGUGCGCCACCCACCUGGACCACGGCUGCUUGACGGGCCUCACAUCCGCCAUGUUCAUCGACGAGAGCGCGAGCGACCCCGUCGUUCCCGAGGGCGCGACGGGCCAGCUCCCCACGCUCGAGGAGCUCCCCGCCUCGCCCGACCCGGCGGCGGGGCUGUAUAUCAAGUCUCGGGCGGGCGAAACGGUGCAGGUCAAGAUUCCUCGGGACUGCAUCGCCUUCCAGACCGGCGAGGCGCUGGAGAAGAUUACGGCGGGACGGUUCAAAGCGGUGCCGCACUUUGUCCGAGGGGCGGCGCCCUCGGCUGGGGGUGGGAGGGUGGCGCGCAACACGUUGGCGGUGUUUACGCAGCCGAACCUUGGGGAGGAGGUGGACAUUGCGCAGCACAUAACGUUUGGGGAAUUUGCGAGGGGAGUCGUGGCGAAGAAUACUGUCUCGUAG
Parascedosporium putredinis is the source of this 1044-nucleotide messenger RNA. NCBI's taxonomy places the organism in Eukaryota, Fungi, Ascomycota, Sordariomycetes, Microascales, Microascaceae. The record is from the annotation of a GenBank genome assembly.